Messenger RNA from Lontra canadensis (Northern American river otter), 715 nucleotides. It is a transcript of the gene CUNH1orf162, whose product is annotated as chromosome unknown C1orf162 homolog. Lineage: Eukaryota; Metazoa; Chordata; Mammalia; Carnivora; Mustelidae. The record is from RefSeq and is a predicted model, not a curated record. The transcript has 7 exons. The coding region runs from base 149 to 583 and encodes 144 amino acids.
CAGUAAAUCAUGAUUUCGUCAUCUCUGAGAAGUAGGAGUAGUCACGGAAGCAAGUGAAAAGUUCAGUCUUAGACAACGGGCAUCUUAUGACCGGACUUUUUCUGAGAAGCUUUCAAAGAGGAACAUUUUUUAUUCUCAGGAAGACAGCAUGGGAGGAUGGAGUUCCAAACCUGAACCCAAAAAUGACAAACCAAGUUUCAGCACAACAGCUCCGACAAUUGCCUCCAGACCCUGCUCCCAGGAGCCCACCAACAUACAGCAUUUGGUCUUGGCCUUUUUUGUGGGGGUCCUGCUAACACUGCUGCUGCUGGUCCUUGUCUUCCUCAUCGUGAAGACCUACAGAAAAUGCCACUCCAGUCCCUGGGCCCAGGAUCCUCCCUUGGAUGGUCACUCCAGCCGUGAUCCUCCGGCCAAGCUUUCAUCUCCGGAGGAAGCACUUACCUAUGCUAGUGUAGCUUUCAAAACCUUGGAAGAAAAGAGUGAACACCUGACUGAGAAACGUUCUGCACCCUUGGACACGGACAAAUUCUGGACCACAGCAUGGUCUGGUUGGAGCUGUUUGGGUGGGAUCUGGAAAUGUUAGCUGGCGGUUUUGAAGACCGAGGGGGAGUGCUGCUCUUGUCCUGAGAAGACACUGCCAGCACUCCUGCUUGGACGGACAGCCUCUUAGCCCUUUGAGGGCUGAGACGGCCUCCCUGGUCCUCUUCCAGAGUGA